Molecule: messenger RNA, 2032 nt
Organism: Daphnia magna
Lineage: Eukaryota; Metazoa; Arthropoda; Branchiopoda; Diplostraca; Daphniidae
Product: segmentation polarity homeobox protein engrailed
Biological process (GO): neuron differentiation; regulation of transcription by RNA polymerase II; multicellular organism development
Cellular component (GO): nucleus
Molecular function (GO): RNA polymerase II cis-regulatory region sequence-specific DNA binding; DNA-binding transcription factor activity, RNA polymerase II-specific
Source: RefSeq, a predicted model, not a curated record
AGUGUUUGGUUCAUCCGAUCGGCAGUCUCUUGCCAUGAUCCAAACCGAUUCGUAACUAACUGUUAACGGUGCUGAUGGACGCCACGAACGCCAGUACGUCAUUAUUCAGUGUUCAUUGUUCGAUAUUCAAGUAGGCAUCACGAUCGUGGCUGAAACAAAGCUCAUGGUAUAGUUUGUAUGUUUUAUGUCUUUCAAUUAAAAAGCGGUUGCAUCGUGAAAUUCAAUCAACUUAUCACCAUGGCUGACGAAAGCCCAGUGAUUCGGCAUCAUAGUUUGAGGCACUUUAAGGCCAACAAUGCCAUAAGUGAUCAUCAGUCGGAUAACCUGGUGUCGGACGAAGAGCUAAGUGUCGGUGGAACUACUCCUCCACCAGCGGAUCAACACUCGGGCGAUGAAUUCGCUUCGCCUGAAAGUCUCAAAGAUGAAAACCGCGACAUGAAUGGAAUUUCCGAAGACGAUAAAGACUCAGUUGCAUCAGCCGCGAAUAUAAUCAAAUUCUCAAUUGACAAUAUCCUCAAUCCGGAGUUCGGCCGGAUGAACCCGGCAGAAUCGGCCGCGGCCGUGGCGUUUCAUACGCACCACCAUCAGCUGAUUCAGCAGCAGCAGCAGUUGAGUUCCUCAGCGAGUGCUACUGGUAGUUUCUUAGGGGCUUUUCAUCAGUUGCCGUUCCUGGCUGCGGCACGCCAAAUGAUCCUGGCAGCCACGGCCGCUGCCGGCUCAUCCAUCGACUAUCAUCAACACCAACUGGCGGCUCAUCACGCUUCUGUGGCGCAAGUCAUUACACAUCCGCACCAACUCAAUAGCAUGUUGCUCGCUCAUCAAGCGCAGCAUCAUCCAACGGCUCUCAAUCUAGUCGAAAAUUGCACGGACAAAUAUCUCGGUGGAGCUAAUGGCAAGAACUGGUUACCCCAUCAGCCAACGCCGUCUGGCGGAGCGCUCACCGGCCGAUCUCAUGACAACCGGCAAGCGACGUCUCAUCCUCUUACUGCGUUAGCAUCGGCAACUGUCGCUGCCAGCGCUAAGGCCAAAACUCAACAAUUGCAUAAGGGACACCAUCAACCGACCGGAAGCAAAGCUAUCGAUCUGAGCGUUCGCAAUUCUGCGUCGCCUCCGGAUCCCGGUCAUCGACUAAGUGCGGGACUGGUGUCCGAGAAACAGUCAGCGUCUCAACAAAGCCCGUCACUUCACUCAAGUAGCGCCGAUGAUAACUCGUCUGCUAGUCCGGUUCGAUCCGUUUCCGUUGGUGGGUCGAUUUGUUCCGUCGGCAACAACGAACUUGCGUCUGGUGGCGGAUCUAGUGGGGGAAGUGCCAAUCAACAGCAAACAUCUUCGGGAGGCAGCGGCGGUGACAAGGAAGCUCUGUGGCCAGCAUGGGUUUACUGCACCCGAUACUCCGAUCGGCCAUCUUCCGGAAGAAGUCCUAGGGCACGUCGGAUACGGACGAAAAAGGACCGCAAGGCGGAAGAGAAACGGCCACGGACGGCCUUCACCUCGGAGCAGUUGGCCCGGUUAAAAAGUGAGUUCACGGAGAACCGCUACUUAACCGAGAAGCGGCGUCAAGAUUUAGCGCGUGAGCUGCAACUACACGAGAAUCAAAUCAAGAUUUGGUUUCAAAACAAGAGGGCAAAGAUUAAGAAAGCCUCCGGACAAAAGAACCCUCUGGCGCUCCAGUUGAUGGCCCAGGGUCUCUACAAUCACUCAACAAUGGCGAUGGACGACGACGAAGACGACGAUGACGAGAUGAUGCAACACCAAGAAUAAGAGCCCCUCGUUUUCGAUUUUUGUUUCUUCAAUGAACAAACGAUCCAAAAGAAGAGGCUUCGAUAACGAGCAAAGACUGUUGUAAAGAAACCCACUGAUGACGGUCAUCAAUAAUCAUUAGCACCUGCAGUAUCUCUCCCUUUUUUUUUAAAUAUUGUUGUUCUGUAUUUUGUAUUUUUGUCGUGGCACGUUUAUGUGUUUAUGUAAAUUAUGUGUACAUUUUAAUUUGACUAUAGAAGAACCGCAAUAAAAAAAACUUGAAAAACGAAAA